UCUGCACUAGGUACUUAUUUCAAUUUUAGUCAGAAACAGUCACUACUUUACAUUAUUGAGAUUAAUAAUAAAUAUAAGUAAUAUCACAAAUUCACAAACACUAAUAAUAAGUCGCGAAUAAAAUAUUGAUAUGUUUAAAAGUUUUAAAAUUCGUUCGGAAGACACUUGUUUUAUUAUUAUUCCUAACGAAAGGGGAUUAAUUUUCAGAUUGUUUAUUUUUCUCUGAUGUCACCAGUCAUUAUCAUGUUUAUCGAGUUCACGUUUAAAGAUAUGAGGUUGUUUUUAAUGAAUCAAACAUAAAACAGAUGUUACCAAAUUUCUGUUGUGGAGUUUAUUUACGACAUAGAAUACUUUUAUUUCCUUUGAUUCGUACGUUAACCGCCUUAUAGCUCUUUGUCGCUAAUGUAUCAUGUCAUGCGUCAAAUUCUGAUUUCAGCUUCCCUUGUAAAAUGGCUGGCGUGCUAAAUACUGAAAUUUGGAAAAAUUGGGAAAAAUCUGGUAAACAAGAAUUUAUUAAAUUUUGUAUACCACUUUUAAAAGAUGAAUCAAAAAGUCCUUUGUUUAAUAAACAUGGUAAAACAACAAAUAUUAUUAGUUAUAUAAAUGAAUUGAUUGAUAAGGGAAUACAGGGGAUAAUAAAAACAGAUCAAGUCUCAGCAACCCUCAGGGAAUUAGUGGCUCUUCACCCAGAUAUUCCUUCAAUUAUCCUUGAUGUAUUGAAUUUAGCAGAUGCUGUAACGUCGCAAAUAGAUCAUGAGGAAUCCAGAGAAAGAAGUAAUUUUUGUACAAUUGUUAAAGAUUGUGAAAAGUUUUUAUCUGACAAAUUACUUAAAGAGAGAUUGGAAAUAGAUACCUUGCAAGAAGUAGGAGUUCUGAAGAAUGGUACAUUUUAUUCAAAAUUUAUCAAAGUUAAAACGAAAUUAUACUACAAGCAACGAAAAUUCAAUUUAUUCCGUGAAGAAUGUGAAGGGUUUUCCAAACUGGUCACAGAACUCAAUAGCGAGUUCACUGAAAAUACAAAUUCAAAAGAUUUGAUAGGUAUAGUUCAAUCUCUAAUAGGUUGUUUCAAUUUGGAUCCAAAUAGAGUUCUAGAUAUAAUAUUAGAAAGUUUUGAAAACAAACCGAAAGAUAGUAAAAUAUUCAUUCCUUUGAUUAAUUCAUAUAUGAAUGAUUCUCGAAUCAUAAGCGAAGUGUUAUCUACCAAGUUUGGAUUUUUAAGGAACAAUGAACAAGAAAUUCCACAAUCUCUGUACAUUCUUACAGCUCAGUUACUACAACACAAGAUAAUUCAAUUGGAUGACAUUUAUUACUGGUUGCUUCCUGAAGAUAAAACUAUGAUUGCUGAUUCAGAAAAAAGUCUAAAAGAUGCUAAGGAGUAUGUUAGAAAACUUCAGAUUAUUAGCUUGAAUAAUAAAGAAAAAGAAGAUGCUCCCGAAGAAAAUGAUAAUGAUAGUGAUAGUUAUGAAGGGAAUCAGAAAUUGGGUCUAUGUGAAGCAUUAUUAUUGAUUGGUGAUUGGGAGAAUGCACAGACUCUUAUAAAGAGAUUGCCCGAGAGAUAUUCAGUGAAUUAUGAACCAAUUGCUAGUGCAUUAUGUGGAUUAUUACAUUAUAUAAUAGAACCUUUGUACAGCGAGUAUGGAAUUGUGAGUUCAAAAAUACCAAGAACACCACUGGCACCCUAUGAAGGUAACAUAAAACCCCCUCAAGCACAUACAUUUUUGGAACUCAAAGAUAUAGCUCUGCCAAUGUUUUUCAUGUUAGGGGCUUCAUUACGUUAUGACACCAUAUUAUUAUGUAAAGUUGUCAGGCUUGCCAAGGCAGCUUUGUCAGCUUGCGGUAUAGAUAAUCCCAAGUGUAGUGCACCCUCUGGAAAUUCUAUUUAUUAUGAUAUACUUUCAUUGAUUGAUAUCACUAUACUACCGUCAUUGUCGUACUUGGAUUGCAAUUGUUGUAUAGCUGAAGAUAUUUGGACACUUUUAAAAUUGUAUCCAUACCAGAUUAGAUACUGCUUAUACUCUAGGUGGAAGAAUGAAACAUAUUCUUUAUACCCUGAUUUGUUGAGAAAACGGGCGGAUUCAGAAAAACAAAUUAAAAAUAUCAUGAAACGAGUUAGCAAAGAAAAUGUCAAGCCUGUUGGGAGACUGAUAGGAAAAUUGACCCACUGUUCUCCUGGUUUCUUAUUUGACUAUGUGUUACUACAGAUUCAGGUUUAUAAUAAUUUGAUAGCUCCUGUAGUGGAUUCUUUGAAAUAUUUGACAAAUUUGUCAUAUGAUGUGCUAGGAUUUUGUCUUAUCGAAUCCCUGGCUAAUGCUGAAAAGAAGCGAGUUAAACAUGACAGUACUUCCAUUUCUAGCUGGUUACAGAGCUUGUCCAGUUUUUCUGGUGCUGUCUACAAGAAGUACAGUAUUGAAUUGUCUGGUUUGUUGCAGUUCGUUGCUAAUCAACUUAAAGCACAGAAAAGUUUGGAUUUACUGAUUUUAAAAGAAGUAGUUCAAAAAAUGGCUGGAGUAGAUGCAGCUGAAGAUUUGACAAUGGAUCAAUUGAACGCUCUUGCUGGUGGUGAGUUGUUGAAAUCCGAGGCUGGUUAUUUUAGUCAAAUACGUAACACAAAAAAGUCCUCUUUGAGACUAAAAGAAGCGAUGGCGGAAAAUGAUCUAGCAGUUGCUCUUUGUCUUUUAAUGGCUCAACAAAAUUAUUGCGUGGUAUAUAGAGAAACACAAAAAAAUAGCCAUUUGAAAUUGGUAGGGAAGUUAUCAGAUCAAUGUCAAGACACAUUAGUUCAAUUUGGAACAUUUUUGGGAUCAACGAUGUCUGUCGAUGAAUAUGUCAAUAAACUCCCUUCAAUUCAGAGUAUGUUAACAGAUUAUCACAUACCAUUAGAAGUAGCCUUCUUUUUAGCAAGACCAAUGUUUAAUCAUGCUAUAAAUCAAAAGUAUGAUCAAAUCAGAAAAUUAGAUCCGGGGUAUAAGAAGAUGUCUUCAUCUAUAAAAAAUCAAAAAUAUUGUGAAGCUGUAACUGAAGUAAUGGAACCGGUCUGUUCAUCUUUAACCCUUUUACACCCUCCUCGUGUGUGGGAAGACGUAUCUGCUCAAUUUUUAGCUACAUUCUGGUCUCUCACCAUGUAUGAUCUAUACAUUCCCGAAGAGGUAUACCAACAGGUUAUCAAUAAAACAAAGAUGCAAGCCCAGGCAUGUAUGGAAUCAGGAGCUAAAAGCAAGAAGGAACAGGAAAGAUAUCAAACUUUGGCCGAAAAACUCCAAGAUGAAAAGAAGAAACAAACAGAACAUGUCGAAAAAAUCUUUUACAGACUAAAACAAGAAAAAGAUAGUUGGUUUUUGUCAAAGUCCGUUAAAACGGCAAAGAAUGAGACAAUAACAAGAUUUCUUCAACUAUGCAUUUUUCCAAGAUGUACUUUUACUCAGAUUGAUGCCGUCUAUUGUGCGAAAUUUGUACAUACCAUACAUUUACUUAAAACUCCAAAUUUUUCUACUCUACUGUUUUAUGAUAGGUUAUUCUGUGAUGUUACAUAUUCAAUAACAUCCUGCACAGAAAAUGAAGCUAUGCGAUAUGGUCGUUUCCUCUUUGCGAUGCUAGAAACAGUAAUGAGGUGGCAUAGAUCUAAAGAGGUUUUUGAAAAGGAAUGUGCAAAUUAUCCUGGAUUUGUAACAAAAUACAGAAAAAAUAAUCAACAUGCCGAUAAUUUGGAUAACGUGGACUAUGAAAAUUAUCGACAUGUUUGUCAUAAAUGGCAUUACAAAUUAGCAAAAGCCAUGGUCACCUGUCUGGAAUCCAAAGAGUACGUUCAAAUUAGAAAUUCGUUGAUAAUUCUUAUUAAGAUCAUACCGCAUUUCCCAGUUUUGAUCAAGUUGAGUCAGUUUAUUGAGAAGAGGAUAGAAAAAGUCAGAGACGAGGAGAAAAACAAUCGACAAGAUUUGUUCACCUUGUCUAGUAGUUAUUUGGGCUUAUUAAAGCAGAAGAAUUCCAGCGGCCAAAUGAUGAAAGAAGCCGAUUUUCAUGUACCUCUCGACAAAGAAAAGGGAGGAAAAGGACAUGAAUCUAGAAUUGAGGGUGCCAACAAACAUAAUGGUGAAGUGAAAGAUGACUCUUCGAAGGAGAAAAAGUCUAGACAGUCAUCAGAUGAUACCAGAAGUAGUUCCAAACCUCAGAUAAUUUCUGUUGAUAUAACAGGCAGUAGUUCAAAUAACAAAAUCGAAAAACAAAUAGAAGAGCAAGGAAAGGAAAAACGCAGAUCGGAAAGAAAUGAAGAAAAAGAAAGAGAAAAGGAAAAACGAAGAGAAAGAAGAGAAGAAAAAGCAAAUGCAAAAGAUGAAAAAUAUGAAAAGCAAUACAGCAGAUCUCAAGACGAAAGAUACAUUGAAAAGCUUAGUCCAAAAGAUGAAAGUAGAUACACCAAUGAGCAAAUGGAUAGAUAUUAUGAUGACCGAGGUGGAGGCCACUAUUACAGAAGUGACAUUAGGGAUGACAGGGACUUGUUAGCUAGCGGUAAUGGGAGCAUAGGGAGAAGUCAGGAGGCGGAACCCGAUAGAGAUUCAAAACGAAGAAAAGUCGACUCCUCUUCGAAGAAUUCCAAACAUGAGGAGAGGAAAUCAAAUUCAGAUUUAUUUCCCGAAAAGACUGAGAAAAGAGAAAGGUCCACAAAACCGAAAGAUAAAAGGGAUAAAAUGAGUGAAGAAGAAAAAGAGAUGAGGAAAGAAAGGAAAUUGGGCAGAAAGAGGGACCGACUAGAUGAAGUGCAAUUAGAAAUGAAAAGGAGACGAGAAGAAGAAAAAGCAUCUAAAAUGGUAUCUCCAUAUCGAGGUGCAAAUGGCGAAAUGAUGGAACCCUCUCCAAUUCAUAUCAGAGAAAAACAUCAUCGAACAAGGGAAAUAUCACCGUACCAAAGAGAUCGAUCACAUGAAAGAUCUGAACCAAGGGACAAACAUAGGCGGAGUUCGGAGAAUAAAAGAAGAUAGCAAAAAUUAAUGGAUUUGAAAAAAGAUUGUUGAGUGGUGAAUAAAUAUUUUGAAUGUUGCGUCGAAAUUAAGAACCCACUAUAUACAUUGUUUAAUGUUUAGUUUUUUAUGUGA
Diorhabda sublineata is the source of this 5087-nucleotide messenger RNA. It is a transcript of the gene tho2, whose product is annotated as THO complex subunit 2. The record is from RefSeq and is a predicted model, not a curated record. Gene Ontology annotation, molecular function: mRNA binding. Lineage: Eukaryota; Metazoa; Arthropoda; Insecta; Coleoptera; Chrysomelidae. The coding region runs from base 450 to 4973 and encodes 1507 amino acids. Gene Ontology annotation, cellular component: THO complex part of transcription export complex. Gene Ontology annotation, biological process: mRNA export from nucleus; mRNA processing. The transcript has 23 exons.